AUGGCACGUGAAAGAAUAAGCAUUGCCUACAAAGAUUGGCAUGAAGUUCCAACAGGAGUGUUAGAUGAAAAGGGGUUUUAUGUUCUUGAGAAUCGCAAAGGUUAUGUACUAACACGAGCAUCGAUUCGAUGGAAAGCUUUCAAGACUAGAUUAAGAACCACGUGGCUAUAUAAAAGAGAUAAAACACUUCGUCAAAAGCCACCACACAAGUAUCCUUUUAUAUGUGAAUCAGAUUGGGAUACCUUUGUUCAAAUCUGCACUUCUGAUGAAUUUAAGGAAUUGAGUGAAAAGAAUCGUGAAAAGGCAAAGAAGAAGUCCUCAAGUUAUCGUGGCGGUAGACUUGGGUACCAAUAUUUUGAAGAGGAGAUUGUAAAAGAACUUGAAAAGCAAGGAGUCCAUGUGUCACAAGUGUCGCGACAUCUAACUUGGAUUAAAGCUCAUUCUCAUGUCAAAGAUGGAGUUAUAACAUUUGACAAUCUUGCUGAUAAAGAAAUCCAUGAUGCAAUAGGUCAAGUUCAAAGAGGUGCAAUCAUUGUUAGGGGUCGAGGUGAUAUCUUAGCCAAAGCAAUUCAUAAGAGUGAGCAUGGUGGUUUAGUGAGAGGUGUUGGUUCAGGCAUUACAGUGAAGGAUUAUUUUGGUUAUAACAAACCUGCUCCACCCAGCCAAUUGCAUGCUGAAAUAGGCAUGAUGAAAUCGAAACUUGUCUCCAUGGAUAACAGACAAAAUUUUAUGAUGUCCUUCUUGAUGUCAUGCUGCAGCCAAGAGCAAAUAAAAUCUUUCACGGCUGUUGGAGGUCAACAGGUUGGUUUAGGUGGAUUUUUUGGUGGCGACAAUACUUCUAGUAGUUUGGAUGCUGGGUUUGGUGGCCUGACAGGUGGGUCAGGUGGGUUACGUGGGUUUGGUGGUGUAGGGUUUCAUAGUGACCCGACACUACGCGGAAGGAAACCCACCAAGACCCGCCCCUUAAUUAAAGUAAUUAAACAAGCAUAA
Molecule: messenger RNA, 990 nt
Organism: Chenopodium quinoa (quinoa)
Lineage: Eukaryota; Viridiplantae; Streptophyta; Magnoliopsida; Caryophyllales; Amaranthaceae
Exons: 5
Coding region: 1-990 (329 amino acids)
Source: RefSeq, a predicted model, not a curated record